CCAGACUAGAAGUCAAAACAAGUGAAUCAAGCAGUUACUGUAACGAAAAAAAGGGAUAUAAAUAAAAUUUAAAAAAAGAAAAAACGGUAGUUUUUUUAUACAUAGUCCAAGUUUACUUUGGUAUAUUUUACAAACGUGACGGCAACUCACAGGUCUGACUCUUUAAACCAGCACUGCCUACCCCGCCCCUCUCCCCUAGGGUGAAGGCACUUUUGCCAGUUUUUUUGAGGGGACCAGUCAGAAAAAAGUAUCAUAACAUUCAAGUAGAUUGCCUCAGUUUAUGUAUAAUUCUUCAGCCUCGCAAUGAUUAUUUUACUUCAAAGUUACGAACGGUGCAUGCAUGGUUAACUAACACGUACAAUGCGGGCAACUUGACAGCGCUGAAUAACCUUUGAGCUAGUGAAAGACGGAAGUAUUCGUCCUUUUCAGCUUUUUCACGCGCAAACCCGCUGAAGUCCCGCAGACGUCGCCUGUCCCAGCACUAUGGGUCGGCCGCCCUGGCGCAGAUCGCCCGCCACCCUGAGGAUCGCGGUCUUGCUGCUCCAAACCGUGUCCUCGGCAUUAUCGAGGAGACACGUUGUCUACUGGAACAGCACCAAUACAAGACUGAUCCAGGGAGACUACACCAUCCAUGUGGACCUGAACGAUUACCUGGACAUCUACUGCCCUCACUACCCCUCCGGGUCACCCACGCAGAGCCCCGUCGAAAUCCUGACGCUGUAUCAGGUCCUGGAAGAGCAUUUCCGUGGCUGCGUGGAGACCAAGCGCGCUAUCAAGCGCUGGGAGUGUAACCGGCCCCAUGCCCCCUUUGGCCCGGUGCGCUUCUCUGAGAAGAUCCAGAAGUUCUCGCCCUUCUCUGUGGGCCUGGAGUUCCGGCCUGGGCACCACUACUACUACAGCUCGCUGUCUGGGACGGGUGGGCCGCCCCUGCCCUGCCUGAAGCUCAGGGUCUCCGUUUGCUGUGAAUCUGGUGCUGAGCCCACCCAGAGUGCGGUACACAGCCGAUCAGCGGCCCCCGGCAGCCUGUCCUCGUUGUUCCCCCUCUUCCUGCUGCUCUUUCUCUCAGCCAUCUGACACGGCUUGUUAACACAGCUCGUUAAGACCACAUCUUUCCCCAAAUCUGCCCUGACCUACUCAAAGUCCUUUGGAGGCCCUCGCUGUCUCAAACGUGUCCUCAUGUGAAGUUCCGACUGCAGUCUGGCCCCCGCUGAUUCCACCAUGCACCCCCGGGGGGGCCUUUUCUAGCUGACCACUGUCUCCAAAGCGGGUGGCAUCCAUCUCCUGCUUUGGUGUCAUGUUAGCCCCACCCGCCACACUGAGCUGAGACAGAGGGACACUAAUCGCUCAUCAGGAGCUUAUUGCUACCCAAGAGGACAAGAUGAGGCUGGUAGUCACUUGGCAAAGAAGCUGGACCACAGCAAUCAAUAUAAUUACACGGGGUUUUACAGACAAUCAGCCGGUGAGCGUCGUGAAGAUAACAGAAGAAAUAUUCCUAUAAGAAACCCGGCGCCAAACCUGGCACGCAUCGGGUUUCCAGUGCACCAAGGUGACCAGUGAACACACACACAUAUCAACCAAAACUGCACAACCAAAACUGGCAGUUCUGGCGAGUUUUGUUUUUAUGGCCUCAAUCAAAGCAAGAUUGUAGCAGUGAUUGAAUAAGGUAUGCACUUGUGCCUUAUGGGCAAACCUGUGUCCCUGAAUUGCCAUGUCAGCUGAAUUUAUAUUACACCCCUUCCUCCUGACCUUCUGGUCCAAUUAGUAGCUAAUCUGUAUGAUUUAUACCUGAAAUUACACCACAGUUUCUCAUGUAAAAUCUGCAUGUAGUUGUAAUCCUUCAUGUGUGUUUUGGCAUUUUAGUUAAGUUUUAUUAGACAACUGAGUAAAAGAAGCUGAAUUUGACUGAAUUUGAAGGCAUUUUCUCAUUAUGAAAAGCCCCUAGUUUGCAUUGGGAAGAUUCAAAUGUCGAUGUGCUUUGGACACCAGCGGAGUCCAGGCUCCUGUGUCUGCUGGCUUUUAUUCCAACUGACCAAAUAAAUUAGGCUUCAUUGUUCUCGUGAUUGAAUUCUGACCCAAUUUGACCUCUUUACCCAUUAAUAAAUUCUGAGAUGGUACUUUAACUGACAUAAGCUAUAAGGAAAUAUUUCAUUUUUGCCUCUUAAAAUAAUAAUACCAUGCCAAAUCUAAUUAUGGUUAAUUAAAUAUUAAACUACAUAGAUUACUUAAUAGUUCAUAGCCUUUGAACAAUUCAAUAACUGAAUUAAUCCUAAUUAAGUUGAAUAGUAAUUUGUUGCAUCAUACUUGUAAAUGAACUUGAAGGUCCAUUCUGUUGAUUUAUUCGGUAUCUAUAACACUGUUUCUGCUUUAGCUGCAGUUUGCAACUUAUUAGACGAAGCAGAGAGAUUAAUACAAUGUAAUCAAUCCUGAAUACUGUGACUGACUAGAGGUUGCCUGGACCAAAAACCUGUAUACACAGAGCUAGUAUAGAACCAGACUUGUACCCAACUGGUUUAGAAUACAAGUACUAUUGAAUUCAUUGUGGUAAUAAACACCAGAGAUUUUGAUUACUGCAGAAUUAAUUAUUGUGAUAAACGUUGACUUAAAAUAACAUGCAUUGUAUUACAGUAUUUACUGCUUAUGCUAAUUAUGACAGCCGUCCCUAGUUAUGGUAGUGAUUAUGUAGUGCGUAUUCUGUUUCCCAGGGGCCGGAGGUGUGCUUCUACUUGCAAUUUUAGCUUGUAAUUUGCCUUAACCUCCAUUAUUCUGGUGUCAGCACAGCAUAUCUGUCAAUACGGAAUAUGGUUGUAAGUUCCUUUUGGAAGCUGCUCCAGAUAAAGGUGCCCAUUCAAUGAUAAAUGAUGGGAAAAGGCCAGCAAAGAGCACUUUGAACUGUGGGUCUGGAACCAGGAUUCACACUUGAUUCAGAUUGAGCAGCAGGGAUGAUCAGGGUACUCACAUUUAUUCUUUUACAAUGUUCUCUUGUUCUUCUGAGUUCUGUCAUUUGGGGGGAAAAAAGACAGAUUUUUGUUUUGUACCUUUUCACAUUUUUGUGAAUUUUGUGCAUCUUCUAUGAAGACCUGAAUUUUACCCUUUUAAUCAGGCUAAUAAACUCAAAUACAAUUUGAA
Messenger RNA from Paramormyrops kingsleyae, 3126 nucleotides. Its product is annotated as ephrin-A2-like. NCBI's taxonomy places the organism in Eukaryota, Metazoa, Chordata, Actinopteri, Osteoglossiformes, Mormyridae. Gene Ontology annotation, molecular function: ephrin receptor binding. The record is from RefSeq and is a predicted model, not a curated record. Gene Ontology annotation, cellular component: plasma membrane. Gene Ontology annotation, biological process: ephrin receptor signaling pathway; axon guidance.